Messenger RNA from Vespula pensylvanica (western yellowjacket), 2158 nucleotides. Its product is annotated as maternal embryonic leucine zipper kinase-like. Gene Ontology annotation, molecular function: ATP binding; protein serine/threonine kinase activity; tau-protein kinase activity. Gene Ontology annotation, biological process: intracellular signal transduction; microtubule cytoskeleton organization; protein phosphorylation. The transcript has 13 exons. Gene Ontology annotation, cellular component: cytoplasm. The coding region runs from base 134 to 1996 and encodes 620 amino acids. The record is from RefSeq and is a predicted model, not a curated record. Lineage: Eukaryota; Metazoa; Arthropoda; Insecta; Hymenoptera; Vespidae.
UGUCAUGAAAAGUGAAUGAUCCUGAUUGGCUUUUAAAAACUGUUUACGUUAAACUGGUAGUUUGAAAAGUUAUUCAGACAGCGAGUGUCAUUCGCUUGCAAAGUGUUUUUAUUUAAUUCAUUAAAUUUUUGUUAUGAUGGUGCGAUAUGCAGCUCUUAAGGGAUUAUAUGAGUUGGAAAAGACAAUUGGAAGCGGAGGUUUCGCAAAAGUUAAACUUGGUAUACAUGUUGCGACUGGAGAAAAAGUUGCUAUUAAAAUUAUGGAUAAGACAGCUUUGGGCGAUGAUUUACCAAGGGUAAAAUUAGAAGUAGAAGCGCUCAAAACUUUGCUACAUCAACACAUAUGUAAAUUGUAUCAAGUUAUAGAAACAGACACAUAUUAUUUCAUGGUAAUAGAAUAUUGUUCAGGAGGAGAAUUGUUCGAUCAUAUAGUCGAAAGAAACAGAUUGACCGAGUCAGAAUCUCGCAAAUUUUUUCGUCAAAUUGUUUCCGCGGUAGCAUAUUUGCAUAGCCUUGGAUAUGCUCAUCGUGAUCUUAAACCUGAAAAUGUUUUAUUAGAUAAAGAUGAAAACUUGAAACUCAUUGAUUUUGGUUUAUGCGCGAAACCAAAAAGUGGAAUGCAAUCGCAUUUGUAUACUUCUUGUGGUUCUCCAACUUAUGCAGCACCGGAAUUGAUAUUAGGCAAAAAAUAUUUAGGUUCAGAAGUAGACAUCUGGAGCAUGGGAGUCAUUCUUUAUGCUUUACUCUGUGGUUUCCUUCCAUUUGAUGACAAUAGUAUAGAGAAUUUAUACAAAAAAAUUUUGAGUGGGAAGUAUGACGAGCCAGGCUGGUUAUCUAGUAGUAGCAAAAGAUUAAUUCGUGCAAUGUUACAAAGAGAUCCAAAAAAGAGGAUAACGAUUCAAGAAUUGUGCAAUCACCCAUGGAUAACAUCAGGUUUCCUUAAUCCAAUAUCAUUUGUUCAUAAAACUAAUUUUGAGAAAGAUGACGAUGUAUUAAGUACUAUGUCUGCAAUUUGUGGAGAACACAGUUCGGAUAUAUGGAAUAUAUUAGCUAAAAGUGACAGAACUGAUUAUAGAACAGCCACGUAUUUAUUACUACUUGAUAGAAAAUUGCGUGGCCUUUCUUUAAAAAUUUCAUCCUCUGCAAAGUCUUAUUUCAGGCAGGGCUUGACAGGAGUCGAUUUGCCGCAGCAUGAAGGUGGAGUUCAUAAUUUUAUCACAAAUUUGGAACACUCUCCUAGAAGUAAAAUAAUUAGAAGAUCACCUGUCACCAAUGACUGUUCAAUUAAUAAAUACAAAACUCCUGUUGCUGAUAAAACUGUAAAACAAUUCACAGAACCGCAGACUGCUUGUAGAAAAAGAUUAAGAAGUAAAGAAUCAGAUGAGUGUUCUUCCCCUGUGCCAAUAAAGAAGUGUACUGAAAAAAAUAAACUUGUAUCAACACCUACUAAUAACGUACCAUCAGAAUCUAGAGAUGCACAAUCCUCGACGCCGGGAAGUGCAAGAAAAGUUAUAAUGGGUUUGGAGAGAGGGUUGCAUCGUGUUAGGUGCGUUCUUACUCCAAAACGGCGAAUUAAAAAUGAAAAUGUAGAUCCUGAUCAGCCGACUGUACUUUCUGGAAAAGGUUUGUGCAAUGUAUCAUCGACAUCCAGCGAUUGUCCAAAAUACGUCUUAUCACAAUUACGACGAGCUUUACGACGUAAAGGAAUUAUGUGUCAUCAAAAAGGUUUCAUUUUGCAAGGAGAGACGGAUGACUGUACGGAAGACGUGAAUAAUACGAAACCAUUUUUAUCUAGAAAUGCAUGUUCAUUCGAAUUAGAAGUAUGUUUAUUGGAAGGUAUUUCCGAUGAUAAACUAUUAGUUGGUAUACGAAGAAAGAGAUUAAAGGGUGAUGCGUGGGUUUAUAAACGAGUAUGCGAAGAGGUUCUAGCUUUGGCAGCAGAAGAUAUAUCCAGUGGACAAAAAGAUGGUUCUUCGGAAUCAAAGUGUCCUAUUUAGAAAAUUAUAAUAUUUUCAAAUGGAUACAGAUCAUUUUUACGAUCUUAAUUACUACACGCUCCAAGAUUUGAAAUAUUUUGAUCUCAGUCAGUGUGUAUCGCGAUCGCAUAUAUAUAUAUAUAUAUACGUUUGAUAUUUUAUAAAAAGGAAAAACAAAAGAAA